AUGGCUGACGCUGAGCGCGAAUUUAUUCCUGGCACGGUUCAUCUGGUCGACCUGGAACGGACGCUUAUGCUUAAGCAUGCCUCCGGUAAGAAGCAAGACGUUAUACUGAAUCCAGCCCCUUCGGCGGAUCCUGAGGACCCUUUGAACUGGAGCCCGCGCCGAAAAAUGCUGUCAACAAUUUGUAUGGCUAUCUACACCUUCGUGAUCGCCUACACGAGCGCUGCCAUCUAUUCGAUCUUGCAACCCCUCGCCGACGCAAGAGGCUUGACACUGGCUGAUCUCAAUGCUGGAACUGGAUACAUGUUCCUUGCUUAUGGCUGGGGGUGUUUGAUCUUCCAGCCAUUGGCCAUCCAAUACGGCAAACGCCCCGUAUAUGUGAUCACGAUGCUCAUCUCGGUGGGGAUCAUGUUUUGGGCUCCUUACACAAAAUCCAACGGAGAAUACAUCGCCAACAAGGUUUUACAAGGGUUCAUUGGUAGCCCAGUGGAAAGUCUAGGAGAAGUCAGUGUGGCAGACAUUUACUUUACACACCAGCGCGGAACAUAUAUGGCGGUUUAUGCACUUGCACUCACCGGAGCAAGCUUCUUUGCACCCAUCGUCGCAGGCUUCAUCAACGAUGGACAAGGGUGGGAAUGGGUCAUGUACUGGUGUGGAAUCCUAUGCCUAGCGGCAUUCAUCUUCCUCUACCUCUUCAUGGAAGAGACAAACUAUCAACGUUUGACGGUCAUGACAGCAACUGAGAUGGUAUCCCAGAACUCGGUGGACCCUGCCUCCGACCCUACCACGGCUGAACUCCAGGACAAUCCAAAAAAACCGCAGGUCAAUGACACAACGGCAGUCACAAGCACAGACGAGACGAUUGAGUUGUCAGCGACUCUAUCGCAGCAAUACCGCCGGAAGACGUUCUUUGACAAAUUGAAGUUUUUCCAGCCCGGAGUAUGGCAGCAAGAGAACAAACUGCUAGGAAUGAUGGCCCGCCCCCUGAUCUUCUUGACAUGGCCUGUCAUCGCCUUUGCCGGCUUCACCUACGGUAGUAUCCUUGUGUGGUUUAACAUUCUGAACGGAACCUCUUCACUCAUCCUAUCGGGGCCUCCAUAUCACUUCAAGCCCAGUAUGGUUGGUUUGUCCUAUGUAUCUCCCCUGCUUGGAAUUUUACCGAGUCUAUUAUACACCGGCCCUUUCAGCGACUGGUUCGUAAUAAAGAUGGCUCGUCGAAACAAAGGCGUUAUGGAACCAGAACACCGACUCUGGCUUCUGGCCAUUUCAAUCGUCUUAACCCCCACAGCGCUCAUCAUCUGGGGCGUUGGGGCCUACCGAAAUAUACACUGGUUUGGUUUGGUCUUCGCCAUGGGCCUUCUUGCGUCUCAGAUCGCGAUGGGUUGUUCGAUCUCUAUCACAUACUGCGUCGACUGCUACCGUCGUCUCAGCGGCGAAACCUUGAUCACUGUCAUUCUGAUCCGGAACACCAUGAGUUUCGCCGUGUCGUACGGUCUCACACCUUGGGUCUUGAACAUGGGCUAUCGUAACGCAUUCCUGGUCGCAGCUUUUGCGGCCAUGGCCCAGAUAUCUACGACCUUCAUCUUCAUCAAGUGGGGCCGAGCCAUGCGCAAAAGAAGCAUUCCUAAAUAUCUUGAGUAUGUGGAGAAGACGAUGGGGCAUUGA
This is a messenger RNA of Fonsecaea pedrosoi CBS 271.37, 1662 nucleotides long. RefSeq lists its product as uncharacterized. The transcript has 7 exons. Gene Ontology annotation, molecular function: transmembrane transporter activity. Gene Ontology annotation, biological process: transmembrane transport. The coding region runs from base 1 to 1662 and encodes 553 amino acids. The record is from RefSeq and is a predicted model, not a curated record. Lineage: Eukaryota; Fungi; Ascomycota; Eurotiomycetes; Chaetothyriales; Herpotrichiellaceae.